Messenger RNA from Mercurialis annua (annual mercury), 429 nucleotides. RefSeq lists its product as uncharacterized. The transcript has a single exon. Bases 1 to 429 code for a protein of 142 amino acids. NCBI's taxonomy places the organism in Eukaryota, Viridiplantae, Streptophyta, Magnoliopsida, Malpighiales, Euphorbiaceae. The record is from RefSeq and is a predicted model, not a curated record.
AUGGAGUUGACGGUGGCAUCUACGAGGCGAAAGAUGCAGCACGUCUUGACAAAGGCCGAUUAUCAUGACAAAAUGGUUCUCGAAGCUUUAGACUUAGCUGAAGAACGAUUAUUGGCACUUGACCACUUAGAAGCUCAGAAGAAAAGAGUGGAACGAGUUUACAACAAACGUGUCAAAAGUAAGAGUUUUCAAAUGGACCAGCUCGUCUGGAAAGUCAUUCUACCCAUUGGGGCGAAGAAAGAAGGACUAGGGAAAUGGUCCCCAAAUUGGAAAGGACCAUACAAAGUUGUCCAAAUACUGGGUAACGGUGCAUAUAUACUUGCUGACAUAGAUGGUCGAGUUCAUGAUCGGGCCAUUAACGCACAAUACUUGAAGAAAUACGUCCCGAGCUGCUGGGAAGGGGUUGAUAGACGUAUCUUCGAGAAGUAA